Messenger RNA from Caenorhabditis remanei, 1206 nucleotides. RefSeq lists its product as uncharacterized. NCBI's taxonomy places the organism in Eukaryota, Metazoa, Nematoda, Chromadorea, Rhabditida, Rhabditidae. The record is from RefSeq and is a predicted model, not a curated record. The transcript has 5 exons. The coding region runs from base 1 to 1206 and encodes 401 amino acids.
AUGGAGAGAAAUGUAGAAAGAACACCAAAUGACAUUCCAGACCUGGAAGUGAUAUUAAACCAAAAUCCAACAGACACAGAUACAUUCAGUGAUAAUAUGGAUCGACUAUUCGCGGAGGAUGAGAAGAAAAGUGCUCCAAUAUUCGAAGAAUCACCUAUUUUAUCGUCAAAACUCGCUGAACCAUCUAAACUUUUCGAUGAGAAACCACCACCAGCUAAAAGUAUAACUUAUUUCACUGCCACAGCAUUCUGGAAAAAUGGAACAGAAUCUGUGAAAGUCGGAGUCGUUCUGAGUAAAUUAAGCAACGAUCAUCAGUUAUAUUUCUUAAUGUGCGACGCAUCAAAAAGGAUUCUGGAGAAACUUUGUGUUGACGACAUAGAAUUUCGAUUCUCAGAAGAUUCAUUGGCGGUGAAAUUGAACAAAAAGGAGGAGGAAUAUUCAGAAAGCCCUGUUGAAGUGAAGUUUGUCGAUCGGUUAACAUUUCUCAAUUUCGCAAUAACAGCAAUGAUUCGCAGUUCUCAACAACACUCAUUCAAGUUAACCGAAGGGUCUGGCGAUGUUCAAAUUGACAAAAACUGCGAUAUUCGUUAUAAUCUCACUAAACAUAGUGUUGAUGAAGACGGCCAAAUGAAGCUUCCCGACGAGCGAAAAGGUGUAAAAACGAGACUGAGUAAGGAGAAACUCAAGGAGCAUAUUGUGUAUAAAUGGAUUGAUGGAUGUAAAAAAGGAUGUCACUUUUUGAUUAAAGAUUCGGAAAACUCGAUUUUUGAGGUUGUUGUAGAUAAAAUACGAAGGACUUCUGACGCUGGUUACUCUUCGCAAACUGAAAACAGUGAAGCUCACGUUGAUUCUACUCCGCCUCCUCUUGAAGUGCAAAACUUGAAAAUUGCGGAGAAUCAAAAAGAAGAAAUCACAAUGAGCCACCCAGAAGAAAAUAUCAUCGCUCCGAAUCCACUCGACGAAACCAUAACACCAACACCUUCAUCUGCUCCUGCCGUCCAUCCUUCUCCGUUAUCCCUAACGUCUUCUGAACAGCAGAUUCCGUCAGAAGACGUCCGAGACGCUCUUCAUCGAAUUGUUGGCAUUGAGUUAGAUCGAAUCGAGAUGAGACUCAAUGCGAAAUUCGAGAAACUUCAGAAUGAUAUCAAUUCUCGUCUGGAUCGUCAAGGAGAGAUGUUGCAACAACUUCUAGAACAAUCGAAAUGA